Molecule: messenger RNA, 712 nt
Organism: Vombatus ursinus (common wombat)
Lineage: Eukaryota; Metazoa; Chordata; Mammalia; Diprotodontia; Vombatidae
Product: protocadherin alpha-8-like
Exons: 1
Biological process (GO): homophilic cell-cell adhesion
Cellular component (GO): membrane
Molecular function (GO): calcium ion binding
Source: RefSeq, a predicted model, not a curated record
AUGGUGUUUUCUUGGGGAGGCGUCUUGGGAGCCCAGCAGUUGCUGCUCUUAUUUCUGCUCCACACAUCCUGGGAAGUGGGGAGCGGCCAGGUCCAUUACUCGGUGCCGGAAGAAGCGAAACACGGUACGUUCGUGGGACGAAUCGCGCAGGACCUGGGUCUGGAGGUCGGGGAGCUGGUGUCGAGGCUGUUCCGGGUGGUGUCCAAAGGCAGCAGGGACUACUUGGAGGUAAAUGUGCAGAAUGGCAUUUUGUUUGUGAAUUCACGGAUCGACCGUGAGGAGCUCUGUGGCCGCAGCCCUAUUUGUAGCAUCCACCUGGAGGUGAUCGUGGAGAAACCGCUGCAGGUUUUCCAUGUAGAGGUGGAGAUCAAGGACAUUAAUGACAACCCACCCUUGUUCCCAGUGAAGGAACAAAGGCUGUUUAUUCCUGAAUCCAGAUUGCCGGACUCUAGGUUUCCUCUAGAGGGAGCUUCUGACCCAGAUAUUGGCUCUAAUGCCUUACUUACUUAUAGACUCAGCACCAAUGAUUAUUUUAUUUUAGAAGUAAGAUCAAAGAAUGACCAAAGUAAAUUGGUUGAGUUAGUGUUGAAAAAACCGCUAGACAGAGAGGAAGUUCCAGAGCAUCACUUAAUACUGACAGCCACAGAUGGGGGCAAACCUGAACUCACGGGCACAGUGCAACUGCUCAUCACGGUCCUGGAUGUGAACGAUA